GAUCACAUUGGUCAGUGUGUGACUCGUCUUCACCGAAGACACAUCGAACAAAAUAAAGUGUGGCGUAUGACUAGGCCACCGCGGCGCUCGGUGUGAUCUGUGUGGCCUCUGCUUGGAAGUUGGAACCAGAAACAGCAAAGUAAGGAGGGGAGACGGGAGCAGUUUUUCCCGCUUCGUCCCUCGUUACGACUUGGACUCAGUUUGCCCAUCGUUUUGGACAUUGGAACAUCAAGAACUAAAGACUACGCGCCUGUAAUACUGUUGUGGUGUCUUGUGCGAAACUCCUUCCCCUGACAGCCAUGCGGCUUACGAUGGGCCGCAGCGGCAGGAUACAGCGGCUACCGCUGCUGUUGCUCCUCGUCGUCCUGAUCUCGGCCGGCGUGAGCGGCAAGCCUCAACAAGGAGCCGGAGAGGAAUCACCCGAAGGGGACUACGCAGACAACUACGACGAAUACAAUCCUGUCGAUUAUGAACCAGAAUACGAAGAAGGCGGAGAUGGUGGACGGAGACCAGCGCAACCCGGACGCAACGGACCUGGUCGAGCUCCUGCCUCGAAUGCUGUUGAUGAAGGAGAUAGCGACAGCAAUGGUGGAGACCGCAUAGAUGCUGCAGCUCCUGCACCGUCUCAACCAGAACCCACGGAAGAGGAAAAUCCGGAAGAUUAUGAACCAGGUCAGACCGACCCUCCACCGCCGCCUCCACCGGCCCCGACUACAACAACGACAACGCCGAGGCCUUAUCGGCCGCCUCCUGCUCCUCCAGCACAGCCACCUUCACGAGCUCCGGCCGCCCCACUGGUGACGGCAGCAGGCAACGAUGAUUGCGCUGGCGUCGUAUGCCCGGAGGUCGAGUGCGAGACUCAGCAGUACAUUCGUCUCGGCGAAUGCUGCCCGGUUUGCGCGGCCGUCGGUCCUGAAGAUGGAGAAGAACAAUCCAUGGGUCCACAGGGUGAGAUCGGUACUCCAGGUCGUCCAGGAGAAUCGGGUGAGCCUGGUACUCCAGGAAACCCUGGUAUUCCCGGUAACCCAGGACCUCCAGGCCCACCGCCCGAUGUCACUCCAUUCUUGCAAUCGUUGCAGUCUGCGCAAGGCGGAGCGGAAAAAGGCCCUGGACCAGAUCCGUUUUCUUUUCUUCAGGCUCAGACUGGACCCGUAGGUCCGCGUGGUACUGGUGGUCCCCCUGGCCCUCCCGGUCCUCAGGGAUUCCAAGGAGUUCGCGGUGAAGCUGGAGAACCUGGUCCAGUUGGCGCACCCGGAGGUGGUGGACCACGAGGUCUUCCUGGUCUUCCUGGCAAAGAUGGUGAAGCUGGUGAAGACGGUCAGCCUGGACCCACUGGCGCUGCUGGACCCGCAGGUCCUCGAGGCUUACCAGGAAUGCCUGGUCUGCCCGGUGUCAAAGGCCACCGUGGUUUUCCCGGUUUGGACGGAUCUAAAGGAGAACCUGGCCCUAGUGGCGAGAAAGGAACACAAGGUUUGACAGGCCCCAUGGGUCCUGUUGGUCCAACUGGCCCUGCUGGCCCCCGAGGUGAGAGAGGUCGUGAAGGACCCCCCGGCCCAGCUGGUCUCCGAGGAAUUGACGGUUUGGCUGGACCACCAGGACCUCCCGGCGCAGUCGGUAAAUCUGGCCCACCUGGUUUCCCUGGCAGUCCCGGUUCCAAAGGUGACAUGGGUGGCCCUGGGCCCAAAGGUAGUCAAGGCUUGCAAGGCCCGCGUGGAGAGGCAGGCAAACCCGGAGUUCCCGGUGAAUCAGGCCCUCCCGGCCCUGCCGGAAAAGACGGAUUGGCCGGUGACAAAGGUAGCCAAGGUGAAGUUGGUAUCGCUGGAGCUCCUGGUUUCCCCGGUGCUCGCGGUCCUCCUGGACUUGCCGGUAGCCCAGGUACCCCUGGUGCCAAGGGUCACCCCGGAGAGACUGGAACGCCCGGAGUUAAGGGUGAAUCAGGCCUCAAGGGUGAAGUCGGUGCUGCUGGACCUCGUGGUUUACCUGGCCCAACUGGAGCUGCUGGUAAGCGUGGUAAGAUCGGUCCUCGUGGUACAAGCGGUGCGUCAGGACCUCCUGGUGAACGUGGUGCGCCUGGUGGAAGAGGUCUUCCAGGAGCGGAUGGACCCCCUGGACCAAAAGGUCAGAAUGGUGACAGAGGACCUGCCGGCCCUGACGGACCGAAAGGUAAACUCGGAGAUCCCGGUCGUCCUGGUCCUCCUGGUUUGCAAGGACUUCGUGGAUUACCUGGACGUACUGGACCUCCUGGAAAGCCCGGUAGUGCUGGUGAACGCGGCUUACCCGGUGCUGACGGUAAAAACGGUGAACAAGGACCUCAGGGUAUCCAAGGUCUGCCCGGACCUACCGGUAUCCCGGGAGAACGUGGUCUUAUGGGAGAGAACGGCAAAGAUGGAGAUCCUGGACCGACUGGAGCACCUGGACCUCGCGGUGAUUCCGGCAAAGAUGGAGCUGCAGGUGCCCAAGGUCCUCCCGGUCCUCCUGGUGCCGAUGGCGAACGUGGUCCUCCUGGUCCUACUGGAUCUCGUGGCUUUCAGGGACUUCCUGGUGUUGCCGGAACUCCUGGUAAUCCCGGAAAAGAUGGCGAACCUGGUCUUCAAGGUGUUUCUGGCCUACCGGGUGCCAGCGGUCCUCGCGGUGAGCGUGGAUUCCCUGGCGAACGUGGACCUGUUGGUCCUCCUGGAGGUCCUGGUGAGCGCGGUCCUGUCGGCAUGAUGGGAGCCGAUGGUCCAUCGGGUCCAUCUGGUCCUAAAGGUGACAAGGGUCAUGCUGGUCCUUCAGGUCUAGUGGGUUUGCCCGGUCAACGAGGCCAACCUGGUCUGUCUGGAGAGAAAGGUGAACGCGGAGCUCAGGGCUCGAUUGGUCCCGAAGGUCCUGCUGGCAAACAAGGUGAACGUGGUCUGCAAGGUAUCAUGGGUCCUCCCGGACCUCCUGGAGAGCCGGCUGAACGCGGUGAUACUGGGCCACCUGGACCACCAGGAGAAGCUGGCGCGAUGGGCAUGACCGGUGAACGUGGUCCACCUGGAGGUCCAGGCUUGCAAGGAUUCCCCGGACCUCAGGGUCCAUCUGGUAUUUCUGGUACGAAAGGCGAACGCGGUCUCUCUGGAGCCAAGGGUGAACAAGGUAACCCCGGUGCCGUCGGUAAUCCUGGUGAACCUGGUUCACCUGGUUUGCAAGGAUUGGUGGGACCAAAGGGUGCCCGUGGUGAAUCUGGCAACAAGGGUGAUCAAGGACUUAUGGGACCUCCUGGACGAGCUGGAGAACAGGGUCCCGCUGGAUCACAAGGACCUCCUGGACCCCCUGGCUCAGCCGGUAUGCCUGGUAUCAAGGGACAACCUGGUGACAAUGGUCGCACAGGUAAUGCAGGACCACCUGGACAACCAGGAGCCCCAGGAGCGGAAGGCCAGAAAGGAGAACAAGGCAGCGAAGGACCUAUUGGACCUGUCGGACAGUCUGGUCCGCAAGGCCCUCCUGGUGAUCGAGGACUCCCUGGGCUUCCAGGACCCGUCGGUGCUGUUGGUGCUCGCGGAUUGCGGGGUUCAGCUGGUGAAACUGGACCUCCAGGCAGACCUGGAAACGAAGGCCCCCCUGGACCUAUUGGUCUUGUCGGACCACUCGGCCCUAUUGGUCCACCCGGUGAACCCGGACCUGAAGGCUCACCUGGUAAAGAAGGACCCCCCGGUAUUGGAGGCCGCCCUGGAGACAAAGGCCCCCCUGGCUCUGUUGGACCUCUUGGACCUCCUGGACCUCCUGGUCUACCUGGAUCUCCUGGACAAUCUGGUCCUCCUGGUCCUACUGGAGAACGUGGAUCCAUUGGUGAAACUGGCCCGAUGGGUGUUGAAGGCCCUCCUGGACCCCGUGGUAAGCCUGGUGUCCAAGGAAUCCAAGGAGAACGUGGCGAGCGUGGAGAGUCUGGAGCUAAAGGCGCCAAAGGUCAUCGCGGUCUCAUUGGUUUACAAGGUCUUCCCGGCGCACUCGGCGCCCAAGGAGACCGAGGACCUAUGGGUCUUGCCGGACCUCCUGGCAAAUCUGGUGAACCUGGACCUAAAGGUCCUUCUGGUCGUGACGGAAGCCCUGGGCCCCAAGGUAUCAUGGGUCCUCCUGGACCCCGCGGUCCUGCUGGUGAAUCUGGUAAAUCAGGUCCUCCUGGUUCUCCCGGUCCCGCUGGACCUCCUGGACCCCCUGGUGAAUCAAUGGGUUACGAUGCUGCCGCACUGGCUGCUAUUCUUGGACAAGGUUCAUCCAAGGGACCUGAUCCAAUGGCUGGUGAUGAUCCGUCUCGCCUCUUUGCCAAACUAACAGACGAUGACCGCAAAGCCCUGGUAGUCAAGGCUUACGAACAACUGAAGGUCUCGUUUGAUAAAUACACGAAGCCCAGUGGUGACAAGGCUGCUCCUGCCAGGACCUGCCGCGAUCUGGCCGUCGCCCACCCCGAACUCCCAUCUGCCGAUUACUGGAUCGAUCCUAACCAAGGAGACACCAAGGAUUCUAUCUUGGUAUUCUGCGAUAUGAACCGCAGAGCCACUUGCAUCCGACCUAAACCGGAAAAAACCAAACAAAUUACUUAUCUCGGCAAACCCCGUGCUGAAGUAUGGUUCUCGGAAAUGGAUUCCGGAUUCCAGUUUACUUACAAAUCAGACAGCAACCAAAUGACCUUCUUGCAACUGUUAUCUACCCACGGAAGCCAGAAUCUGACUUACCAUUGCCGCAACUCUGUUGCCAAUUACGAUGCUAACGAUCGGUCUUUUAAAAAAUCCAUGAAGAUCCUUGGCUGGAACGAUAUUGAGCUCAAUGCCAUGGGCAAGAAGAGAUUCAAGUAUGAAGUUAUCGAAGACGAGUGUAAAUCUCGCGCCGAUACCUGGGCUAAAUCGGUUAUUACAUUCGAAACGGACAAGCCUAACCGAUUGCCAUUCGUUGACGUCGGUAUUUUUGACAUAGGCGAGCCGAACCAACAGUUCUCCCUGGAGAUAGGCAUGGCCUGCUUCUGGUAAGAAGAAGCGGUCCCAUUUAGCGGAGCGUCAUUUCCAUCCUCGAUUAAGCACCAUCACGCUCCUUCAUUCUCGAAAAAAAAAAAAAAACCAAGUUUAUUCACAUCCCCCACCCCAGCCACCCCCAAAAAGAUUCAUAAAAAUUAUCAUUAGAAAUAUCAAAGCUAGCCUUACUCGUCGCCGUUUUAAACACUGCCAUACCAGUAGAAGUCUAGAGCCUGUUUCAAUAUUUUUAAUUCAACUUAGAAAGUUUGAUUUUUUCUUUUAAUUAACUUGGAACCAGAUAUUUUUGAAAUUAUUUCUGAAUUGAGAACACAGGCUUUCGUUGUUUGUUUUAUUUCUCAUCAAAUUCUUUUCCGAUGGUCGACCCCCCACACCUUUAAUUGAUUGUCCUUCUUUCUGUCAUCUCCUGAACCCCGGUGUGUUUUUCUCUCAUGAUAACAGUUUACGUGCCUAAGCAGUCAGACCCUUUUGUAAACGCCUUCAUUUUGCUUUUGUUCAAGACAUUUGGGUAUUCGUAAUGUGUUGGAAUUUGGACCCCCUCUCCUUCAUCUACAUUUUAUCCUCUUUGGAUUUUCCUAUGAACAUGUGGCAUUUCGAAUCUCUAUCUGUCUCUCAAGGUUUUCUUAUGACUUCUGCUUUUUGUAAAGAAGGUUCAAUACACAUACAAAACAAA
Molecule: messenger RNA, 5658 nt
Organism: Daphnia magna
Lineage: Eukaryota; Metazoa; Arthropoda; Branchiopoda; Diplostraca; Daphniidae
Product: collagen alpha-1(I) chain
Exons: 24
Coding region: 300-4985 (1561 amino acids)
Biological process (GO): endothelial cell morphogenesis; angiogenesis
Molecular function (GO): extracellular matrix structural constituent
Source: RefSeq, a predicted model, not a curated record